AUGGAGGCAUCUGCCACAUCUUGUCAAGAUAAUCAAGUGAUGACAGAGCAGCUCAGGUCCUUACCAAACUGGAAAAAUAAAAAGAGUUGGGAAGUUAGUCUAUUCGAGUGUAAAUCAGUAAGACUGGCUGUUAUGUCUUGUCUAUGUCCUUGUUGUGUUUUUGGAAGUAUAAGUCAAGAUUUCGGCUAUUCUUGGUUUACAUUUUGCUUUCUGUAUUUCUUCACAUUGAUUGUUGCACCUCUCCUGUGGAUAAAUGUACUGCUAGGAUGUUGUUGGCGUAAAAAAUUGAGACAUAUUUAUCGUAUCAAAGGUAACAUCAUCUUUGAUCUGUACGCCUACCUGUUCUGUUGUCCGUGCACACUGUAUCAAGCGGCAGGUCAAAUUGCAAUUGAACGUUAUAGAAAGCUAAAAACCACCGGUCGGAAACUUCAUCCUUAUGCUUCGGGGUUCUUUCGGAGGAUGGGUCAUAGAAUAAUCAAACUUUAUAAGAUUCCAAAAGAUUUUGAAGAUGUUCCAUAUGAUACCCAGUCUCUCUUACCUAUAUAUCUGCGAAAGCGAAAUAGUGCACAAGUGGCUCAAGAAGUCCAGUCAAUACAAAUAUCACCGCGAAUUGAAAAUCCAAUAGUAGUAUCACAGCCACCAAUUUCUGAUGCACACUCCAAUAAUCUCCCCGUGUCUCAAGGUCAAACUAACUCACAACUACAUGAGACUCAAAAUCCCAUGAAAAAGGCUGUAAUACAUUCAGAAUCGAUUGAUCCAAUUAUGCACGUCUAA
This is a messenger RNA of Trichobilharzia szidati, 774 nucleotides long. The record is from the annotation of a GenBank genome assembly. Lineage: Eukaryota; Metazoa; Platyhelminthes; Trematoda; Strigeidida; Schistosomatidae.